GUUCUUGCCCGGGAGAGGAGACGUCAACCAAGCCUGUGGUGUUGGGAGACAAAGCCUUCGUUAAACCGCAAAGAGGACAAGAGGCGGCAACGACUGGACGUUUGUUUCUUCCCAGUAGGCCCCCGUAUCUGUGGCAAAGACUAUACACACACCAUACACACAGAGAGCACAUACACACAGACACCAUGUUCCAGACAGCCUCCGAUCAGAGCAACCCUGGCAAUACUGUAAAUGCAGGCGCCAGCAAGGACCAGAAGGAGAGAGAGCUGAGCAACCAGCUGAAGGACGCCAAGCAUAACAAGGCCACGAAGCAGAUUAUCCCGUUUGAAACAGAAGCCCUCAGACUGAAACAAAAAUGCAAAGACUUGAAGCAAAAGAUAGCAGACAUUGAAGCACAGAACCAGGUACGGGCCAUCGGUGUAUCGAGAGCCAAGGACUCGAUAUCUAGACUACGGUUCGAGUACUCGUUGCUCUUGGAAUCCUUAGAGAAAAAAAGCGACACACUUGGUUUCCCUGACUUGAAGAGCUUUACCCCAUCGGAUAUAGAUGCAGACUCCAUCGAGUCGUUGUCUCUCGAGGAUAUAACUAAGCUUUUGGGCACAACACCGCUUGCCAUCUCCAACAUUCAGAGCCUGCUUCCAAACGCCUUGGGCGAUCUCAUUUCGGAAAGACAUCAGCAAUACAUAAACAGUUCCUCCGCAACAGAAGCUGCCCCUGCCGCCAAUGGGAGAACGCGUAGGAAAAGAGGAGUGGCUAAUGGAUCGACGGCCUCGGCAAGGAAGAGAGCCAGAGAUCCAAGAGAACCUAAAAGACCUACAAACGCUUACCUUUUCUUUUGUGACUCUGAAAGAGAUCGUGUGAAGGCAGAGUGGGCAGAGAACCAUCCAAACGAACACAUUGAUUUGUCAAGAGCAAUGACAGACGUAUGGAGGAAAAUGUCCAACGACGACAAGAAGCCGUAUUUUGAAAUGUAUGAAAAGGACAAGGAAAGAUAUCACAAAGCCGUCGAGGAAUUUGCAACUAUCAAGGAGCAGGAACGAUUGGCUGCUACUCAGCCAGCUGCAGAUGCUUCUGUGGAGCCUGAAGCCGAAACCCCAGCUGGCGCUAUUACUACAAACGAAAUUACUCCUGUAGAUGCCGGUCAUGACGAUGAGGCAGACGUUUCCAUGCAGGAACCUGAAAACACAGACGUGACGUACGAUGAACACAAAUCCGCACUAAAAAAUGAAGAAGAGCAUGAAGAGGAAGGUGUUGUAGGAGGAGAAGUAGAAGGUUAUAAUCAGGACAACGAUACCAGCAAGGCUUCUAUAGUCCAUGAAAAUGGCCAGUCAGGUAACGGUGACCAUCCUGCCAGCCACAACUUGAGUGACACCGAAGAACAAUUCCAUUCUGAGCUUCACGAGGAAGAGGACGAAGAUGAUGCAGGAGAAGACGAUGACGAUGAAGAAGAUGAUGACGGAGACGGGGACGGAGACGGGGACGGCGAUGGAGAUGACGAUGGCGAUGAAGAAGAAGAAGACGACGGUGAAGGAGAUGCAGAAGAGGACGCUCACGGUGAGCAGGAAGAAGACGACGAUGAGGCAGAGGAUAUAGCCCAUAGCACUGAUGCCACUGACGGUAUACAGGAGGAUGAUGAGAGAUUGGAAAUUCCCAUGUUAAAGUCUGAGCCUGACGAUAUUUUUUUCAACGAAGAUAAUGAGUUAUAAUUUGCUGUUGUCAAACAUGACAUGUAUAAUAUAAAUUUAUAAUCAUAUCAAAUUUUUUUCAUUGAUUUAUAUGUAAUUCUAUUUAGAAAAUUAAAAAGUGCUGUAUACUUUAUCCGCUAUCCAUAACAGCAUUAGUAAAAUUCGAUCAGAACCGGCUUCUUUUAGGUUUAUAGUACCCGUUCUCGUCUUUAUUAGACUUACGCUUUUCCCUGACCUUGACAUGCUUCUUCAACUUUCUUCUUGCUGCAAGCUCAGGGUUGUUUAAAGUCAUUUGUGCUCUUUUCGUCUUUCUCUCAUACCUUCUUUGUUGAAUAGCCUU
Molecule: messenger RNA, 2025 nt
Organism: Pichia membranifaciens NRRL Y-2026
Lineage: Eukaryota; Fungi; Ascomycota; Pichiomycetes; Pichiales; Pichiaceae
Exons: 2
Coding region: 186-1706 (506 amino acids)
Source: RefSeq, a predicted model, not a curated record